Molecule: messenger RNA, 4910 nt
Organism: Stegastes partitus (bicolor damselfish)
Lineage: Eukaryota; Metazoa; Chordata; Actinopteri; Pomacentridae
Gene: lin7c
Product: lin-7 homolog C (C. elegans)
Exons: 5
Coding region: 217-822 (201 amino acids)
Molecular function (GO): protein binding
Source: RefSeq, a predicted model, not a curated record
AGACGUUACCGACAGUAGCUUAGCUAGCAUUAGCUGAAUGCAGCUCGGGCUUGUUUUUCACUGCAUACGUCGUUGUUUGGUCGGAUAACGUUGAAUUGACGAAUUCUUGCGGAUAGCACAUCUUUAAUUAGGCGUUUUUUCUUGGCACCAAGCUGAAGACACCGCAGUCUUUGCGGCUACAUUGUUUUUACUUUGCACAUUAGCUAACGAGCUAAUAUGAAUGACAACAGACAGUCAUCAGCUAACCUAGCAGAUAUCAACCGUGCUAUUGAACUGCUUGACAAGCUCCAGCGGACGGGCGAAGUGCCUCCCCAGAAGCUGCAGGCGCUGCAGAGGGUCCUACAGAGCGAAUUCUGUAACGCUGUCAGAGAAGUUUAUGAACAUGUGUAUGAAACGGUGGACAUCAACAGCACUCCUGAGGUCAGGGCCAACGCCACAGCCAAGGCUACCGUGGCGGCUUUUGCAGCAAGUGAGGGACACUCACACCCUCGUGUCGUGGAGCUGCCCAAGACAGAGGAAGGCUUGGGAUUCAACAUCAUGGGGGGAAAGGAGCAAAACUCGCCUAUCUACAUCUCACGGAUCAUCCCUGGAGGCAUCGCUGACCGACAUGGAGGCCUGAAGAGAGGCGACCAGCUGCUCUCUGUUAACGGGGUGAGUGUGGAAGGUGAGCACCAUGAGAAAGCUGUGGAACUCCUCAAAGCAGCUCAGGGCACAGUGAAGCUGGUAGUAAGGUACACCCCCAAAGUCCUCGAGGAAAUGGAGUCACGCUUUGAGAAAAUGAGGUCAGCGAAGCGCCGGCAACAGAACAACUAUCCCCAGUAGGACUUCACCGUGUCGAUGCCCAGCUCCAUGUCUCUCCUCCUCCUCCUCCAGCCUUCUGGCCAUCUGUUCUGCUCUCUUUCUCAUCUCCCUCCCACAAAACAACAGCAUAAGUUUGGUUUUAGUUCCUGCUCACACACACUGUAGGUUUUCUGUAGCAUCUGUAAUGUGCACCACUGUCCCUGUACCAGACACUACAGCUCCACACCAACACUAGGAUGAUCAUGAUUGUCAGUGUGUCACACCGUGUGCAUUAUUUUUGAAUUGACAAGUUGAAUGCAACUCUGAGUACUUUUGAGACAAACUAUACAACAAGUCCUUUGACUGGAAGGUAGUGUUUUUCCUGUUCUAUCAGAGCCACUACCAAGUGCCUCAGGCAGACACUCUGUACUGUGUUCACCAUGCUUUGGGUUCUCUUAACGGGUUCAAGUCCCGAACUGCUAAUUAAAUGCUUAUGGCAGGAAUUACUACAUGCUUUGCAAUGUUUUAGUCUCAAAGAUCAUUUGGUUUGACAGAAGCACGUGGUGAUGGUAUGUCAAACUCUUCCAUCGUCCAAACUUCAGAAGCCGCAGGUGUAUUGUUGAGGCCUCUCCACAGUCCAGAAUAGGGACGCUUUGGAGGAGCUGAUGACGGUUUGCGUUCGCUCAAGAGAUAAGGGUUCUGUUUAAUAACGGGUGGAACCGCUGAAAGGCCGCCUCAAAACACAAGCCAUGGAUUAUCUUUAUGGCUUUUCUCUAAGAUUUCUAUAAAAAGCCCCACAGCUACCGUACAUGAUGUAACGAGGUCUCAGCAGCUCCUCAACUAAACUGCUGCCACCACAGAGACUCCCACCUUCACCUGUAUCUAAUUAAUAAAGCUUCACGGGCAUUCACUCUGCUGUCUGCAUGACAUGAGAUAGAACCUGCUCCGUUCAUUGAUCACCUGGUCUCAGCAUAAACCCAGAAUGUACCACGUGGUCCUCUGCCAGCUCCAGAAGAGAGACGUCACUCUGCUUGUUAGAUGUUAGAUGAAGUCAGACUAGACGUUCAUCAGGCAGUCUGAUGUGCUACCGUCACACCGACGCCUGAUGUGAGCUUCCAUCACUCCUCGUGGAUGAGCUGGCAGAUGUUGAUGCUCUGCACAGUGUUCAGAGGAUGAAGCUGGAACAUGUCCUUCAUCUGGACUUCCAUCUUGUUUUUAACAUUUUGCUUCUCAGUGUGUCUUAAAAGAAACGUUCUCUUCAUUUGAGUUCUUUGAUCCGUAACCGCGUCUCUAAAGGACUGGGUCAGAAACAGAACCCGGGUGCACCUAGGACCGUAUGCUUUUAUGAUGCUGGUACUACAUCCACACACGUCCACGACUUAGAGCAAUAAUCUGAACGUUCGUAGAGACGUUUUUCAGUGUUCACCGUAGACUGACUGACGUCUUUGUGCACACGUGGACUCGUACGUCGACGCCAACGUCCACGUCACGGUCAAAUGGGAGCGACGUUUUAUUACUGAAUACUGCCGAACAAUCCAGUUGGUUCUGAUAUGCAUUUAAAAGCAGGCUAAUGUCAGAACGGUCUCAGUGAUCCGCUGAAUGCACAGGUUCACGUGUACACGUACCACACGUCAUGUUUUAUAGGUCCACAGUGUUUGCAUGUUUCACUAUCGUACAGAAAAGUCCUGAUGUUCUGGAUCAUGAAUCUGAAAGAAGGAACGCUCCCCGUAGGCCCACAGGCAGCAUGUACAGUCCAGCAGGUCGUGGUUGUCUUUAGAACAGACGUAUGGAGAGACUUCUCCUGCUCAUGUCAUGAAGGGAACACAUAGUUGAUUUAAUUAUAUUGUUGUGUUAGAACCCAGUCGGUCAGUCCGUGGGUCAGCGACAUGUCUCCAGAACGCUUUUAGGAAAUCCGUUCACAGGCGUUUAUUGGUGUGAUUGUAGAUGAAGUGUUGUGUGUCUAGCAUCACGUAGAGGAGGCUGUAGCUGACGAAGCCGUGCUCCUGUCCCGUCUCAGGAUCAGCCAGCUGCAUCAUGACACAGUAAGGUAGCCACAGGGAACAUGGCGGUGACGGUGGGUAAAGUGACAGAAACACGUGUCCGUCUCUGAACACGCUGCAUCAUACGUGUCCUCCAGCGUUUGUCCUCCGAUGUUGAACCGUUCUUACCAAGUGAGCUCCUUUGCAGUCCGGUGGUAGAUGCAUGUUUCGUCAGAGUCAGUGACCAUCCAGUUAAGUGUGUCAUUUUCAUGUCUGCAUAUUGUGCCAGGCCGGCGGCAGCGUGAUGCCUGCGUCCAGACCCGUCCUGUUGUUGUGGCCAAGGCGUCUGAACUGAGCUGACCCUGGAUCUGCCCGUGUAGCUGCUCUUCUUUGUGUUGCUUUUAUUUGAUGUUUUCGUGAUUUUAUCCACCAUCUCUUACCAUGCACCGAGGCCGACCGCUUCUGACAUCGGCGGCGCCAGCAAACUGUAAAUAGCUCAUCCACUACUAUGUGAGUCCACCAGUAAAAACAUCUAGAAUGCUCCGUGUGCUGUCAGUGAUCUAGACUUGUAGACCGUUCGUCCUUAACAACAGUCACCAUACAUCAUUAAAUGCACUGAAAUUCAUCACCAAGUGCUAAAAACAAAGACAUUAUCUGUUCAAAAGGUCCCAGUGGGUAGCGCUGAUGUCCGCUGACUGAGGCUUCUGUUGGUUUCAUGUUUCGUCUUCAUGUCGGCUCAGAGGCUGCUGUCACAGUGAAUGUCAGGUUUAACUUCACUCACGUCAGUCGAGGUGUCGCUGACUUCUAUCCAAUCGUAUGUUACUUCACGCUUUGACUAUUGCAGGAGAAGCGGUUGUAGCGGCCAGCACGUGGCCCAGGUGUGUUCAGCGGCUGAAGUCCGUUACUCCUGUGAGAGAUGCUGAACACAAUGAAACGCACUGGUACUGCAGACGCUGAAGGGUUAACUAUGCAAGGUCGGUAGAAACUUUGGAAACAAUCCGUGUCGGUGCAAAAUAGCUGUGGUUUUACUCCAGAAUGUAUAAAACAGUGGUAGUGUGGCAGCUGCAUGGACGUAUGUUUAACAUGAUGCUAUAAGAGAACGUUACUGGAACAUUGUCAAGCUGAUCAGCAUCAACAAGCUGCAUCCUGACCGUGCUGUCUGGAUGCAGUGCUGUGCUUCAGUACCAGACAUGAUGCGCUUCAUAACGUUGGAAUAAUGCAAACAUGUUUUCUUAGAAUACUUUACGUAAAGUGAAGCUUCAGAUGCCCGUAUCACUCUCUACAGCUACCUUAGUGUGUUGUAAAAUAUGCAUUACAUAUAUCUACACAGCACUACGCUUUAAACGGCUAAAUCACGGAGUUAAAGUCGCGCGUUGCUGGAUGGGCUCGUACGGAGGCGUGGCUAGUAACAGAGCAACCCGUAGGCCACGCCCACGAUGCUUUUGUUCUGAGGCAGAGCGCUUAGCAGGCGGUUGGGGGUGUACAUAGACGUCUUAAUAUAAUGUAUAGUUUGUGUUUUAUCCAACGUCAGCUGGCUAGAAUCACUCCUCACAUUUGCAUCAUGUAUAGUAAAAGAGGACAGAAGAGACUCCACCGAAUGUCACUGGCCAUUGUCUCAUUUAGUUGCACACUUUUUGUGAAGUCCCCUUCAACUUUCUAUCCGUUUUCCUUGUCUGUAUAUUGGAAUGGUCAAUAGAGUAUUUUUUAUAAUGUUUUUCUUUUGAUAUUUUCUCAAUUUUUAUAAGUGAUUUUCCUAAAAACCAACAGCAGGAAUGCUGGUACUUCCACUCUGACUGUACCAGGGCCAUGUCAGCACAGCCUCUGAGGAGCAGCGCUGAGCGGAGCCCGACUCUCCUCCGGCUCCGCUCAGCGCUGCUCCUCUCAGCUCUGAACUGAUCUUUUCGUUUCUUUCUAGGACCAAGACCAAACUUGCAACACUUGUGAAAAUUUUGAUAAUGUUUUGAAGUGUGUUAGCCGCUGCUGAUGUCAGCUCGAUGCCUGUAGACUGUGUUGUGUUGUCAUGUUGUGUUCUCUGCUUUCUGGUCUCAGUUCACUGUUACAUUGAUGUGGAAUGUAAAAUGUUGUGACGUAGAAUAUAAUAUAGUUGGACUGGAAGCCUAAUAAACCGUGCUUACAUUUAUGAAUUUUAAA